Molecule: messenger RNA, 261 nt
Organism: Lactuca virosa
Lineage: Eukaryota; Viridiplantae; Streptophyta; Magnoliopsida; Asterales; Asteraceae
Source: the annotation of a GenBank genome assembly
AUGAAGGUCAUUGCAGUUUCAAAGUCAUCAAACAUUGUGUUAAUGGUUCUUGAUGCUUCAAAAAAUGAAGGGCAUCGACAGAUAUUGUGUUGGCUUGCGGUUAAACAAGAAACCACCCCAAGCUACUGCAUUGACAUCAAAGGUCUUUCAAAGAAGUCAAAGUUGACUUUCCAGAAAGUAGUCAAAAUACAGGGUUGCACUUUCUACCACUAUUGCUUCCAAAAGUCAACUUUUUGUAGCAGAUUAAGAUCAACAUUGUGA